AUAGUACAAUUAUCGAGUUCGACGUAAAAUCGAGUAUAGUAGGGUUUGGUGACAAGCAAUUCUUAUAAUAGCAGCAAGUAUAAUAAUUAAAUUUUGAUUUCAUGAUCUGUUUCUUUUCAUAAGUGAAUGAUCUUAUAAGAAAAAAGAAUUAAUUAUUAUUUACAGUUGAUUACAAGUAGUGAGUGCGAAAAUGACGCUCACAAAUAAGAUGGAAAUAGAUGAAAAAAUUGCGAAGGGUGAAGGUUUUAAACCGUAUUAUAUUACCAAAAUUGAAGAACUACAGCUAAUUGUAGCUGAGAAAAGUCAAAAUUUGAGAAGGUUACAAGCACAGCGCAAUGAACUUAAUGCAAAAGUACGUAUGUUACGAGAGGAAUUACAACUUCUUCAAGAACAAGGAUCCUAUGUCGGAGAAGUUGUUAAACCAAUGGAUAAAAAGAAAGUUUUAGUUAAAGUACAUCCAGAGGGUAAAUUUGUGGUGGAUAUAGACAAAAACAUUGAUAUUAAUGAUGUAACACCAAAUUCAAGAGUUGCGUUACGCAAUGAAAGUUAUACUUUACAUAAAAUCUUACCAAAUAAAGUAGAUCCACUAGUGUCUCUUAUGAUGGUAGAAAAAGUACCAGACUCUACUUAUGAAAUGGUUGGUGGCUUAGACAAACAAAUUAAAGAAAUUAAAGAAGUAAUAGAACUACCUGUUAAACAUCCUGAAUUGUUUGAUGCUCUUGGAAUAGCACAACCUAAAGGAGUACUUUUGUAUGGACCACCAGGCACAGGAAAAACUUUGUUGGCAAGAGCAGUAGCUCAUCAUACUGAAUGUACAUUUAUUCGUGUGUCUGGUUCUGAAUUGGUACAGAAAUUCAUUGGUGAAGGUUCUCGAAUGGUCCGUGAACUCUUUGUAAUGGCAAGAGAACAUGCACCAUCUAUAAUAUUCAUGGAUGAAAUAGAUUCAAUUGGAAGUUCUCGUAUUGAAUCUGGGUCUGGUGGAGAUAGUGAAGUACAAAGAACUAUGCUUGAAUUAUUGAAUCAGUUAGAUGGUUUUGAAGCAACAAACAAUAUUAAAGUCAUUAUGGCAACAAACAGAAUUGAUAUAUUAGAUCCUGCUCUACUUAGACCAGGACGUAUUGAUCGAAAAAUUGAAUUUCCACCUCCAAAUGAAGAAGCACGUCUUGAUAUUUUGAAAAUUCAUUCAAGAAAGAUGAAUUUAACUCGUGGCAUUAAUUUAAGAAAAAUCGCAGAGCUUAUGCCUGGUGCAUCUGGUGCAGAAGUUAAGGGAGUUUGUACAGAAGCUGGUAUGUAUGCCCUUAGGGAACGUCGCGUUCAUGUUACCCAAGAAGAUUUUGAAAUGGCUGUAGCAAAAGUUAUGCAAAAAGAUUCUGAAAAGAAUAUGUCCAUUAAGAAGUUAUGGAAGUAAAUAGUCAGACUUCACUACUUCAAUAUUGUUUACAUUUUUUGUAAAACCAUUUAUGAGAUCUAUAUUACUUCACAUAAAAUAAAAUUUAUGAUUCUAAAAAGAAAGGAUUAUUCCAAGAUAUAUACCAUUUGCGUGAAGAUUUAGUAUUAAUUA
Nomia melanderi (Alkali bee) is the source of this 1561-nucleotide messenger RNA. Lineage: Eukaryota; Metazoa; Arthropoda; Insecta; Hymenoptera; Halictidae. The record is from RefSeq and is a predicted model, not a curated record.